GGCAGGACCAAUGUUGCAACACACCCUAUGGUUAUAGGGCACCUUGUUGCAACAUUCCCCACUGAUUAUAAGACUAUAACUACAAUGGUUUGUUGCAACAGACGUUGCAACAAAUCCCUACGACUACAGCUACACUACUGGCCUGUCGGACAUUGCCGAGAAGGCCGUCGCCACCGUCGACGUCGCCGAAAUCCCGCCGCCACCAUCCGCGACGCGCUCAUUGUCGUUGUGCCGUCGCCCGCUCCCCGACGCGCCGCCACGUGCCUCCCGCCGCACCCUCCGAUCCUUCCCACGCAGCUCCCGCCCCGUUGCGCGCUCACGUCGCCCUUCCCACGCUCCGCUCCUCGUGCCGACGGUCGCGCGCGCUCGCCCUCGCGGUCACACGUGCUUCCGUGAGCGCGACGCUCGAAAACGCGACCUCGGCGAAUGCCGAAAACGCCAUUAGACGUGCGCUCGCGUGGGCCGUCCAGCUGCGCAUAC
Molecule: messenger RNA, 480 nt
Organism: Schizophyllum commune H4-8
Lineage: Eukaryota; Fungi; Basidiomycota; Agaricomycetes; Agaricales; Schizophyllaceae
Exons: 1
Coding region: 28-396 (122 amino acids)
Source: RefSeq, a predicted model, not a curated record